This is a messenger RNA of Symbiodinium sp. CCMP2592, 1947 nucleotides long. Lineage: Eukaryota; Dinophyceae; Suessiales; Symbiodiniaceae. The record is from the annotation of a GenBank genome assembly.
AUGGCAGUGAGUGCGGAAGAAAGUGGAAGCGGAGAUGCUCAGUGGUUAAGUGCGGAAGUUGCGGAGGUGGAAGACGGUGAGUGGACGGCAUUGUGCAGGCUGGAGGAGUUCAGCUCCCCUGCUGACCCGCCAGCGGAGGAGAUGCCGCCGCGAUUACAGGAGCCUUCUGAGGAAGUUCCGGAAACGACGAUUCCGACAGCAGUGCCCGAGGAAGCAGAAGGGUGCACGAAGUCCACGCAGUCUGUGUGGCUUUCGCCCCUCCAGUGGCUUGCGCAAGGCUUCAUGGAGAAGGGAGCAUCGGGAAUUCGUCCAUCGGAAAGUGAGAGCAGCGCAGCCCACCAGCCAGACAGUGAUGGAACGUCUGAGGAGAGUACUGUGCGCUGUCCGUCUUCUCCACCGCUACCUCGCUUCAAGCUGAAAGCAGGGACAGAUCCGAGCUGCAGCCAGGAUGGGAAGGGGGUGUACAGAAAGUCCUUCCUCAGUCGACGCGACUUCGAUGCCCCAGACUCGGAGACUUCGCAAUCCUCUCGCUCGGUGCCCCAGCAUUGGCAGCAGCAAGUUCAACAGCUGAUGAGUCUUGAGCAGAGUUUUAAGAAGCUGCAGAAGCCGCGGAGCGAGCGCGAGAGAAAGGCUCGCAAUCCUGGUCCCAGAGUGGCCCCUGUGCGGACUCCGGAGCUGCCGACUGCCAGAAGACUGGGCUCCUUCUCAGCGCCCGAGGCAAUCGCGGAACCCGUACAAGGCGGCUUCUUCAGAGGCUAUGGCUGCGGCCACUCAUCGCCUGAAGCUCCAAGAAGACUGGAGCAGCCUCAGCAGACGCAGCAGCAGCUGCAGACGAUGCUCUGCCAUGAACUCUCCGAGCUUGUGAAGGUGCAGCAGGCUUGGUACAGCAUGCUGAGUUCGGCCUGCAGGCAUCCACAGGAGCAACCUCGCCCGGAGAUGCAGCAGAGCUUUUACGACCACCGAUGGACCGAUCCUCGGGGUUCGUUUUCUCAGAGUUGCCCACAAGUGCAGUACACGGGCGCAGUGCCACGAGCUCCAAGUCUUAGCUUCUCGCAGAUGGUGCCAACACUGAAUCCCUGGACUCACGAUGCUGGAAAGCUGUUGGCAGCUCUUCGACAGAUGGGCGCCGUUUACAUCACGGACGACGGCCUGGGUUGCCUUCCAAGGCAAAGCUUCGGGCGCUGGCGAGACUUGUGGUACGAAGCGCUGUUCUACCCGGCGGCUUACAGGAGGAAGCAGGCGACAAGGGCCUGGCAGCUUCGCUUCUCUCAGGGGGAAGAUCUUCUUCGGACCCUAAAGGGCACGGAGAAGUCGCACACACCAGAUGUGCGAUACAACUUCGGGCUCGGGGUGGAGUCCCUCCACAGGUGUAACUGGGGUGACCUGCAGUGGGUUUGCGACGAGCUGUGCAACUCCUUCGCAGUCAUUUCCAGGCUCAUCUUCCAUGAGCUGACAAGCGCGGUGCCUUUGGCAGACGAGCCGCCGAAAACCCUAGGCUCUCUUCUAUACCAGGGCGUGGAGCAAUUUGCCGGCAGCCGGAUGCGCCACUCCAUCUAUCCGUGCAAUGGUUCCUGCACCGAGCACACGGACUACGGGGUGGUCACUUUCCAGCAAAGCACGGCAGCCGGCCUUCAGGCGCAGCUGCCAAACGGACAGUGGCUUCCCUUGCAGCCGCCAGACACAGGGGGCCUUCUCUUCGCUGGCGACAUGCUGGAGCGGAUGACGAAUGGGCAGGUCCGGGCAUUGGUGCACCGCGUGUGUUUGGAUCCGAGCGCUGCGAGUGUUUCUGAACCGAGCGCCGUGCGGCAGUCGCAUAUCUUGUUCCUCCAGCCAGACAGGAAUACGCUGGUGCGGCCAUUGCGGCCUUUCUGCACCGGCAACGAUAUGCCUCCAGUACGCUACGGUGACUGGCACAAGAGCAAAACCAGUCUGGCCUUCGAUCGAUGA